GGACUCACAGCUGCUGAGUGCUCGCUUCCGUGCUCAUCAAAAACUCAUCUUUAUUGCUUCUCAAGGUGCUUUAUAGCUUCGUUUGUGCCGAGUAGGCAAAUCUAUUAUUUACCAUGAAACUCACUCCUUUCUUCACUUUCUCAAUAUGGUUUCUCAUCCAAGGCCUCAUAGUUGAGGCCGGAAACAAUGAUAUGAAAAAGUACAUAAAAUCGUCAUCGUUGCUGACAUGUAUGGAAAACUCAGAAUUUAGUUCCAGCUAUUUUGAUGUCACCUUUUACCCUGACAACAGCACCGUUGUCAUCGACAUCGAUGGAAAUUCCCUUAUCAGUGGAUACGUUACCGCAGACUUGUCGCUUGUGGUUUACGGUUUGAACGUCUACUCUACCACAGUGGACUUAUGUUCUUUGGACUACGCAACACUGUGUCCAAUAUCCUCAGGAAGACUGAGUAUCAGUGGAUACAGUUACAAAAUUACAAGUGACAUGAUAAACAAAAUUCCGAGUAUUGCUUACACCAUUCCAGACCUGGACGCCUACGUCAAGGUUGUGGCGUACUCCACCAAUGACACUUCCAAGGACUCCCCGUUAGCAUGUGUGAAAGCCGUUUUGAGUAAUGGAAAGACCGUGCAAACAAGAUACGCCGGAUGGCCCAUAGCUAUCAUUUCCGGGUUUGGUCUGGUUGUUUCCUCAUUUGUUUCGAUUCUUGGGCAUUCCGCUACGGCUGCACACAUUGCCUCUAAUGCAGCGUCGUUAUUCAUUUACUUCCAAAACCUUGCUAUUAUGUCCAUGAUGGGUGUGGCUUUAGUGCCCCCUAUCGCUGCCUCUUGGGCUCAAAACUUCAUGUGGUCGUUGGGUAUCAUAAAGGUCAAAUUCAUGCAAAACAUCAUCUACUGGUAUGUGCAAGCAACUGGCGGAAGUGUUACAUCGAUUUUGCGCAGUAAAUCAGUUAUUUCGAUCUCUGUCCAGAAAAUGCUCAAACAUCUCAAACUUGUCAAGCGACUGAGUGUCGAAAGCUCGGAUUCUAUGUCCGACGUUUUGGACGACUCUGACCUUUACACGACAGACGAAUUCGACGUGGGUUCCAAGACGUUGAUUUUGAGGGGAGUCCAAAGAGUGGCAUAUUUGUCAGGCAUUGAAAUAUCGAACUUCUUCAUGACUGGUGUGAUCUUUUUCCUUUUUGUUGGAUUCGUGUUACUUGUUCUUACAUCUCUGUUUAAGGGGAUUUGCGAACUCAUGGCAAGGACCGGCACUAUCAAGGGCGACAAGCUGAUAGGUUUCAGAAAGAAUUACAGAUCAGUCAUUAAGGGAUGUCUGUACCGACUUUACAACAUUACGUUCCCAGCAUUGACAUUGCUGUGUAUUUGGGAGUUCACUAGAGUUGAUUCUGCCGGAUGCGUCGUUUUUGCUGUUGCGAUAUUGGCCAUAUUCUUGAUUUUGAUGGUAUAUGCAGCUGUUAUGAUAUUGAUCUCUGGCUCAAGAUCAACAAGGAAGUUCAAAAACCCGGCGUAUCUGCUGUUUGGAGACGAAAAGAUUCUGAACAAAUUUGGAUUUCUGUACGCUCAGUACAAGGCUAACAAUUAUUACUGGGUUGCUGUCCAUCUAGUUUAUCUGUUUGUGAGGGCUUUAUUCAUUGCGGUGUUACAGAACCACGGGAAAGCCGUUGCUGUUAUUAUCUUUGCGAUGGAACUUUUCUACUGCAUUGGCUUGAUAGUCAAGAGGCCAUUCAUGGACAAAAGAACCAAUAUUUUCAACAUUUUCAUUGCCGUGAUCAACGUGAUCAAUUCUAUAUUCUACCUGUUUUUUUCGAACAUUUUCAAACAACCUGCUGCCGUUUCCUCUGUCGCUGCUGUUGUCUAUUUCAUUUUGAAUGCUAUUUUCGCUGCAAUUCUUUUGAUUUUCACGAUUGUCACAUGUACAUUGGCUCUCAUAAGGAAAAAUCCAGAUACUAGGUAUGAGCCUAUCAAGGAUGACAGGCUUGCCUUCAUACCAAAUGAAAGAGGCGAAGGAGGCAAAGUCGAAUAUGAGUUGGCUGCUCUUGGAGCCACAGCCAUGAGAGGCCAUGAUAGAAAUUCGUACCUUAUUGAGAACCUAUCAGGGAGCAAUGCGGGACUAGCACCAAGCCCAGAGCAGAAAAUGAGCGAUAGUACCAGCGGUAGCAGCGUGAAUCCGUUUUCUAACGCACAUGAAGACGAGAAUAGCAGAAACUCUUUUAUAUUCAAAGCGGCCGCUAACAACUCUGCCCACUCCUCUAUGGCUCAAACUAAAAACGAAGGAGGCAACUUCAACAUGGAUGCCGGGCAAGGUUAUACAAACUAUCGCCGAAGAGAUCUUCUUUAGAUAUUUUUUUUGUAACUAUAUAAAAAUCAGAUUAGCU
Messenger RNA from Ogataea polymorpha, 2373 nucleotides. RefSeq lists its product as uncharacterized. The transcript has a single exon. The coding region runs from base 114 to 2336 and encodes 740 amino acids. The record is from RefSeq and is a predicted model, not a curated record. NCBI's taxonomy places the organism in Eukaryota, Fungi, Ascomycota, Pichiomycetes, Pichiales, Pichiaceae. Gene Ontology annotation, biological process: transmembrane transport; fungal-type cell wall biogenesis.